Molecule: messenger RNA, 1713 nt
Organism: Arabidopsis arenosa
Lineage: Eukaryota; Viridiplantae; Streptophyta; Magnoliopsida; Brassicales; Brassicaceae
Source: the annotation of a GenBank genome assembly
GUUGAUAAAGUUUACUUAUAAGAGUGAUGUGAUUGAGACUUUUGUGAGUCAAGAGGUUUAAAGAUUGAGAAGAUAACGAUAUGUCUCGUGAAUCAGAGAACACUGAUGAUGAACCACCGAAAUGGAUGCAGUUUCGUUCUCUGCUGGUAUUUUCGAUGCUUUUGCGUGUGUUUUUGAUUGUUUAUGGAGAAUGGCAAGAUGCUCAUAUGGAGGUCCGGUACACUGACGUUGAUUACAUUGUAUUUUCCGAUGCUGCGUCGUUGAUGGCAUCCGGGGAGUCCCCUUACAAGAGAACCACAUACCGUUAUUCUCCUUUGCUUGCCCUUCUUCUGACCCCUAAUUCCUUCUUUCAUCGGUCAUGGGGAAAGUUUCUCUUCUCAGCUUCUGAUUUACUGGUCGGCUGGUUUGUCCAUAAGAUUUUGAGAGAACGUAAGGUGCCUGAGAAGAUAUGUACAUAUUCUGUUAUGGUUUGGCUUCUCAAUCCGUUUACAUUCACUAUUGGAACCAGAGGGAACUGUGAACCCAUCGUUUGUGCCAUGAUAUUAUGGAUCAUCAUCUCUCUUAUGCGAGGUAAUUUGUCACAAGCUGCAUUUUGGUAUGGGCUUGUUGUGCAUUUCAGGGUGUAUCCUAUUAUUUAUGCGUUGCCAAUCAUCCUGGUUCUCGAUUCCCAGAUAUUUAGAUCUGGUCAAAAGCCUGCUCUCGAGGAUUGGAAUACCGGUCAGGCCAAGACACCUAUCAGCAACACGGAGAGAAAAACAUUCCUCUUCAAUCUCUUGACCACCUUGAAAAGUUUAUUUUCCAGGGAGAGAAUCAUGUUUGCUUUGAUAUCCGGGGGAGUUUUUUUAGCUUGCAAUGCUGUUUCCUUCUAUUUUUAUGGACACGAGUUCCUGCACGAGGCUCUCUUAUAUCAUCUGACUCGGACAGAUCCAAGGCACAACUUCUCCAUCUACUUCUAUCACAUAUAUCUUCACUAUGAGCGCCAGUUUUCAGCUGUGGAGAAGCUUAUCUCGUUUUUACCCCAGUUUACAGUACAGUUUGCUCUAGUCUUCUGCUUCUCGCAGGAUCUAGUGUUCUGCAUCUUUCUCCAAACCGUUGCAUUUGUGGCUUUCAAUAAGGUGAUAACUGCGCAGUACUUUGUGUGGUUCUAUUGCCUGCUACCCCUGAUUCUACCAUGGAGCCGUAUGAAGCUGAAAUGGGAAGGCUUGUUAUGCAUCAUUAUGUGGAUCGGAGCUCAGACACAUUGGCUCUUAUGGGGAUACAUGCUCGAGUUCAAGGGCCUUAACGUCUUUUUACCGCUAUGGAUCGCGAGUAUACUGUUUCUGGCUGCAAACACCUUCGUCCUCGUCAGAAUCAUACAACGCCAUCGAUUCUCUCCUCUCUUCAAACGGUAUGAAUCGUCGUCCUCUUCAAAGAAUGUUACCAAACUUGACUGAGACUAGUCAAAAGUUAUUUACUCUCUUGGUUUGUUGGGUCAUUACCAUCUACUGAGACCUUAGAGUUUAUGGCUUUUGUAUAUGAUUCAUUGUUUGCAAAUUUUGUUUGUUUGAUAUGUAUUCUUAAGGUUUGUUAGGAUUUUCUCUAGAAUAGUUCAUUGAGGAACUUAUAUAGCGAUUUAUUUACCGGAAUAUGAAACAUUCAUGGAGCUUGCAUGUCCUCGGAUUCAUUGUACAAGAGAGACUGCAAAGAGCUGUAUAAUAAACACAACAGAUCAUA